UUAUCGGCUUAUCGGCAAGGUAAUUGCCGAUACCGGUAAUGCCCAAAAUCGUGAUUAUCGGCCGAUAAUAUCGGCCAUACCGAUAAUCGGUCGAUCCCUAGACAAUAUCCAACCUAUAUAAGUAGGGUAUCAUUUUAACCGUAUGGACCUACAGAAUAAUGAUAAGGUGUCCUUUUUACCGAAAAAUGCACUGCGUAGAAAUGGAAGCCCCCAAAACUUACAAAAUGAAAUGUUUUCUUCAAUUUUGUCGCACAAUGAAUUUUUUUCCGUUUUGCCGUAGAUUUUGGGGUAAAAAGACUAAUGUCACUGCAAAGUAGAAUUGGUGGUGCAAGUAAUAAGCCAUCAUAUGGAAUUUUAUGUGCAAAAUUGAAAGAGUUAUGAUUUUUAGAAGGUGAGGAGAAAAAAAUUAAAAUGCAAAAACGGAAAAACCCUGCGUCCUUAAGGGGUUAAACAAGUCCUUAUAGGUGGAAAAAUUUAUGGCGAGGAGGAAAAACCAAAACACAAAAAAAAAAAAUAAAAAAAAAUAAAAGGCAAAUAAUAAGUCAGUAAACCAUGCUAGCUAGAAAUCACUACUCCAUGAGGUGAAUAACACAAUGGCUAUAUACACAACAUUUACCACUGUUUACACCCCAGAUAUACAAAUACAGCCUGAUAAAUUCCCUCCCACCAAGCGCUGUGUCUGAAUAAUACCCAAACACAGAAGGAAUAACCCGACACCUGCUCCAUGCUGCCUUUAUCUCUUCUAUCUAUUCCAGAGGGCGAUACCAUCUACAAAGGCAGGGGGAGCCUUAAGUCCAGAUAUAACACAGAAUGCUUUUAAAUAGUCCAAUCUCUACUGUUAAAUCUUCUCUCCGAUCCAGUCCCUUAUUAUAAUACACAGUGCCCAGAGGGGGAGAAGGUAGGACAGCUGUAUCCAAGAAAAGCUCGGCUUUGAAAUGCGUAUGCGUGAGGGCAUAUGUAAGCUGCUGUCCGUCAGCACUCAGAAGGAUCAAAUACUAAAUGCUGUGAAAAAUCUUAUGACCUGCAGUGCCCGGAUCCAGGUUUAUACUUCACAGCUUCAUUCUCCACAGGAAGCAAGUAAUACUGUGAACUCAGGCAGGAGGUCAUCAGAUGCUGGACUGAAUGAUCGCUUGGCCUGUCCUGGAAAGCUUUAUAUAACAGGUAUCAGAAUUCCUCUGAUGUGGAAGGACACUGAACAUUUUAGCAGCAAAGAAAGGUCAGAUCGCUAUGCAGUAUUCUGCAUGUUGAGACUUGGCCAUGAAGUGUUUGAUACAGACAUGGUUAUUGUGGACAAAACUAUGACAGAUAUUUGCUUUGAAAACACUACUGUAUUCACAGAGGCAAGGCCAGACUUUCAAUUAAAGCUGGAAGUAUAUAGCUGCAGUAUGGAGGAAUCAUCUAUAGUGAACACUCCCAAGAAACUCGCGCGGAAGCUUAGAAACUCAAUUGGGAAAUCUACAGGGAAGAAAUUUAAUUCAGAACUUGAAGAAUCUGAGCCAGAAGCUUUUUUGUUCUCAAAUCCUCACAUGCCGGCAGCAAAAUACAACCUCCUGGCUCAUAUAACAUUAACACUGGAUAGUGUGGAAGAUAGCUUCCGAACACACACCCUUACAAUCACUGGACAUGAGGAAUCCUCUUUCUGGCUUCCAUUGUAUGGGAAUUUGUGCUGCCAUUUGGUUGCGCAACCCUCGUGUUUGACCAAUGAAGUUAUAACUGGAUUUCUUAAUCAGCAGGAAAUGAUUAGUGGUGUUCGUAGUUGGAUCAGACUGUACUGUGUACUGAAAGGUGGGAACCUUCAUUGCUACUACACACCGGAGGAGAUAGAGGCUAAAAUCGAACCAUCUAUGACCAUUCCUAUUAACAAGGAAACAAGAAUCCGUGCUGUGGAGAAAGACUCCAAAAAAAGAACAAACAGUUUUACAGUUAUCAAUCUGGUUUCUGGAGAAGCGGUGACAAAAGUAUUUUCUGCUGACAGUAAAGAAGAACUUCAGAAAUGGAUGGAAGUAUUUUGGCAGCAUUUUUACAACCUCAGUCAAUGGAAGCAUUGUGCAGAAGAACUCAUGAAAAUAGAGAUUAUGUCACCACGGAAACCACCAUUGUUUCUAACAAAAGAGGCAACGUCCGUGUACCAUGAUAUGAGUAUUGGCUCCCCUGUGCAAUUCGAAAGUCUAACAGAUAUUCUACACAGAAAAAUUGAAGAGACAGAUGGGCAGUUUCUCAUUGGUCACGAAGACUCUGUUCCAGCUCCAUGGUCCGCCUUAUUUGAUGGUAAUCAUCAGUUACAUGUUGAGAAGAACACUCUCUCUCCUUCAAAAAAUAAUGACCCAAACCUUCUGGACGGCAAAGGAAAGAAAAGAAGAGCCCCUCCUCCACCUCCCGACAAAACUCCAUAUAGUGCGGAUCAUAAGGUCUCCGACCCAACAGAAAAGGAAAAUAUAUGGCCGCGGUCAAGCUUUUCUCGCAAGUCUCUUGAUGCCAAACUGUCUUCUAUAAUGCAACAGUUCCAGAGGCCAAUUGUCCCUCCCAGAAAGCCAAUAUCCUCUGAGGGAAAUGACCAGAUUGAGGAGGUUUCAUCAAAACCAAUUCCAGCUCCAAGACAGAAGUCCAUUAAAGAUAGACUGGUCCCUAGGUCAUGGUUACCGUCACAAGAAUGACUUGAUUUCUGACACACUUGUCUGUAUGUGUAAAUACCGUAGUUCACAUACAAAUUUACUAAUUUGCUACUGAGAAAAUGGAAAGAAACAAGUUUUUUUUUUCCUUCCUCUAAGCGAUUUGUUGAACAGCAUAAUUGGCUUAUUAUUUUAAUCACAUUCCUAUCCAUGUGUUAUUUGUUAUGUGCUCAGAUUAUGUAUGUGAAAUUUCGAAUACCCUGAAAGAAAUGCAGCAUUUAAUCUUCAAAGAAAGUUUUCUUUUUUAUCAUUAUCCGCUGACUCGCAGACUGUUCAGCCUCGUAAUUACACACAGGACACAAAAGUAAAAUGUCAGUUUAAGUAGAAUUGUACACUAUUUUUUUUAUUUUCUUUUAUAUGGUUAUUCUUGGUAAUCGGUUCUAUUACUGGUCAUAAACAUUAAAGGGGUACUCCGAUGUCAACCAUUU
Molecule: messenger RNA, 3097 nt
Organism: Hyla sarda
Lineage: Eukaryota; Metazoa; Chordata; Amphibia; Anura; Hylidae
Gene: RTKN2
Product: rhotekin 2
Exons: 12
Coding region: 936-2654 (572 amino acids)
Biological process (GO): hemopoiesis; positive regulation of cell population proliferation; signal transduction
Source: RefSeq, a predicted model, not a curated record